This is a messenger RNA of Achroia grisella, 2834 nucleotides long. RefSeq names its product pre-mRNA-processing factor 40 homolog A (gene Prp40). Gene Ontology annotation, molecular function: RNA binding; protein binding. Gene Ontology annotation, biological process: mRNA cis splicing, via spliceosome. The record is from RefSeq and is a predicted model, not a curated record. Bases 231 to 2711 code for a protein of 826 amino acids. The transcript has 18 exons. Gene Ontology annotation, cellular component: U1 snRNP; U2-type prespliceosome. NCBI's taxonomy places the organism in Eukaryota, Metazoa, Arthropoda, Insecta, Lepidoptera, Pyralidae.
UUGGUGCCGUUUUUAUCUUUUCGGCGUCAUGUAUGACAUUUAUAGCACCAAUUGCAGCAAAUACUGCAGUUAAAUAGAUCUGUGGUGUCAUCUAAGUAUUAUGUUAGCUUACCUAACGUGAAUGAAUAAACUGUUAAAUAUAUUCUGAUUUUUACUUAUUUCUGAAAUAAAUAUAAUUUAUACAAGAUAUUGCUUUAAAUAUCACAUGUAUUUAGUUGAGAUACAAUAAUAUGGAGCCACCCACAACGGGGACUGGUUCCCCUGGCCUGAUGAAUACAGCUCCCUUACUGCCACCACCUAUGUUGAGUGGUUUGCCUCCAAAUAUGCCAUCAGUUGCUAUGCCUCCAGUACCAGGAUUGCCACCCAACAUGUCAGGAAUACCACCACCGAUGGGAUACCCUCCAAUGAUACCACCUUUUUCAAUGCCUCCACCAGGAUUUCCAAGUUUUAAACCUGAUUUAAGUGCUCCAGCCCCAGAAAUAGCCCCAAUGGCCAACCAGACCAGUCCUUGGUCGGAGCACAAGGCCCCUGAUGGACGAACAUAUUAUUACAAUUCUGUUACUAAGCAGAGUCUGUGGGAAAAACCAGAUGAUUUGAAAACACCGGCUGAAAAACUUUUAUCAUCAUGUGUAUGGAAAGAGUAUACAACGGAUGCUGGAAGAGUCUAUUAUCACAAUAUAGAAACAAAGGAAUCCAGUUGGGUGAUUCCUAAAGAACUUCAAGAAAUAAAAGAUAAAAUAUCUGCUGAGGAGACUGCACAAGCAGCGUUAAAUGGCGAUAUUCCGCCGGGUGAGGUCCCACUACCGGGAUCACCAGCUGUGCCCAUGUCUGGGGGCAGUUCUGCUUUAGAUGAGGCCAUGGCGAAAACAUUAGCAGCUAUUGAUCCUUCAUUAGCAACUUCAAUACCAAUUCCAGAAGACAUUAAACCUGAAGAAAUAACAGCGCCGUUACAAGGCACUAUUGUGGAUGACGUUGAAAAACCACCUGAAACACAAUAUAAGGAUAAGAAAGAAGCUAUAGAGGCUUUCAAGGAGCUGUUGAAAGAUAAAAAUGUACCAUCAAAUGCUACUUGGGAGCAGUGUGUUAAGAUUAUAUCAAAGGAUCCCCGAUAUAUGACUUUCAAGAAACUUAAUGAAAAGAAGCAAGCAUUUAAUGCCUAUAAAACUCAAAAAUUAAAAGAUGAAAGGGAGGAACAAAGAUUAAAGACCAAAAAAAAUCGUGAAAACUUGGAAGAAUUUUUGUUGACUUGUGAUAGAGUGAGCUCUAUUACUAAAUAUUACAAGUGUGAGGAGAUGUUCGGUAAUCUUGAGAUUUGGCGAUGUGUGCCGGAGUCUGACCGAAGAGAUAUAUUCGAAGACAGUAUAUUUGCUAUUACUAAACGGGAGAAGGAAGAAGCAAAAGCUUUGAAAAAGCGGAAUAUGAAAAUGUUAACUCAAGUAUUGGAGAAUAUGAAUGAAAUCGUUUAUAGCAGCACUUGGAGUGAGGCCCAAGUCCUUUUACUAGAAAAUUCUGCCUUCAAAAAUGAUGUCAGUUUAUUGGGAAUGGAUAAAGAAGACGCAUUAAUAGUAUUUGAACAGCAUAUUAGGAAUCUAGAAGCAGAAUAUCUACAAGAGAAAGAACAGUUAAAAAAACGCAAUAAGCGACAACAAAGAAAGAAUAGAGAUAAUUUCUUGGCUCUACUUGAUAGCCUCCAUGAAGAAGGGAAACUUACGUCGAUGUCAUUAUGGGUAGAAUUAUAUCCAGUUAUAUCUGCAGACAUUCGAUUCUCUGCCAUGCUUGGUCAAAGUGGCUCUACACCGUUAGAUCUAUUCAAGUUCUAUGUUGAAAAUUUGAAGGCCCGUUUCCAUGACGAAAAGAAAGUGAUUAAGGAGAUAUUGAAAGAGAAAGAAUUUGAAGUGAAACCAGAUACGACAUUUGAAGAAUUUGCGACGGUUGUGUGUGAAGACAGCAAGUCUGCAUCUCUCGAUGCUGGCAACGUCAAGCUUACAUACAACUCACUUUUAGAAAAGGCGGAAGCAAGGAAUAAAGAGAAAAUUAAAGAAGAAUCAAAGGCGCAGAAAAAAAUUGAGAGCGCUUUCAAAUGGGCACUCAGCGAUGCCAACAUUGACCACCAACUUUCAUGGGACGAGGUCAAGGAGAAAUUGGAUCUGACGGCGGCUGAGUUUAUGGCCGUGCCAAAAGAGGAAGAUCAGAUUAGGAUAUACAAGGAUUACCAACAUGAACAAGAGGAAAGCUGCAUGCACUAUCAUCAUCCGAAAUCGCGCAAGUCCAAGAGAUCAAAGAAGAAGAAGCGUUCACAGACCUUUUCGACUUCAUUGUCAAAGUCGCGAUCACCGUCUCCAUCGCCGGUGGUGCAGUCUCCGUCGCCGGCGCCCAGCCACGCCACUUGGUCCUCAGAGGAAGGACGCAAGCAUAGAAAAUCUAAAAAGAAACACCGCAAACAUUCACCAGUUCCAAAAUCUCCGACACCAGAAGAAGGUGGUAUAUCAGAUGACGAACCUGUGCGCCAUAAGAGUAAAAAAUCGAAACGCAGUGCGCCGAGCAGCCCUGAACCUGACCAGGAACACGAACAUUCUCACAAACCAAAGAAGAAGAAGGAGAAGAAAGAGAAAAAGGAAAGGUCGGCUGGUACUGCUGCGUGGAGUGAUGCCGAGCUUGAGUCGCAGCGCGCCGCCCUGCUUGCUCAGCUGCACGAGCACGAAGCCGACUGACGUCCCCUUCCUCCCCUCCACAUACACAUAUUCAACGAUUACCCACGGCCCGGACCACGGACGCCCACCACCGUUCCCGAUCCUGAUCCCGAUUCCGAUCCCGAUCCCGAUCCCGAUCCGGAU